This is a messenger RNA of Linum trigynum, 1890 nucleotides long. The record is from the annotation of a GenBank genome assembly. Lineage: Eukaryota; Viridiplantae; Streptophyta; Magnoliopsida; Malpighiales; Linaceae.
CAUCAUUCACUACAUACAUGCCAAAUUAAUAAACAUAUUCAGAAAAAUCUCUAUUCACAUAAAUACUUUGAGGAAGUGGACUUUACCUUCUGCCGAGGGAAGUGACCGGCCUGGAAUUAGGGGUGACCGGCGACGAUGAGGGGGUACAACAGGCGGGGGCGGCUGCUGGUCGUGAGCGGAGGACCGGCGACGAUGAGGAGGGACAACAGGCGGCGCGGCUGCUGGUCGUGAGGGGAGGACCGGCGACGAUGAGGAGGGACAACAAGCGGCGGCGGCUGCUGGUCCUGAGGGGAGGACGGGCGACGAUGAGGAGGGACAACAAGAGGCGGCGGCUGCUGGUCCUGAGGGGAGGAGAACUCGAGCCGGUUUGCUGGUCGUGGGGGCGGGGGAGGAUGAAGGGGCGGCGAUUGAGAGGAGGUGGUUGCUGGUCGGCUGGCGCGGCGACGGGAAUCGGCGCUGGCUGCUGGUCGCUGGCGCGGCGACGGCUACUGGUCACGGGCGGCAGAAGGCUCUGGUCGCCGAAGCAUUUGAGAGAGGAUGAAGGGCUGGCGGCGCUGUUUGGAACAGGAAGGAAGGGUUUGUGUGGGUUUUAAGUGUAAAAAAAAAAAAGAAAUUCUUUUGCUUGAGUGGGGAUUCGAAAAGUGGGCUAUUUUAAUGAAAUCAAGUGCCCAACCCGUAGGAAUCCCGUGUGCAACAGGUUUACGAAUCAAAUCCAAAGCAAUAAAUUAUUGUUUCUCUUUUUUGGUCCUUGUUGUGCAACUUUGAUUCACAACAGAAAAUGAAAACCCAACUAAACAGGUUUUUUUUCUUGGUUUCUCCAAUUUUUAAAAACACAACAGGAAACAAAAACAGACAACAAUACUAAACGGGCCCGGUAUUUUAGUUUUUUUUUAUUAAUGGUAAAACGUGAAGUUGUAUUUUUAUCGUUAUGAAUUAUGAUACAACUUUAGAAUGUACAUAUAUUUUUUUGUAUAAAUUUUUUUAUGGUACAAAUUAAAACUGUACAUUUAUCUUAUGAUACAAUUUGAAGUAGUACGAUAAAAUAAAGGUACAUGUUCUCUUAUAGUACAACUUCAAUUUGUACUUUUCACGUCAUGGUACAACUUAAAGUUAUACUUUAAAGUAUGUUAUGGUACAACUUAAAGUCAUACAUUAUAUAUUAUUGUGUACAUUGAUACAAUGCAAAAACACAAAUAGAAGAAAAUUGGAUAAAAGAAACUGAAACAUUACAUGAAGAGUCAGAUAGUUCUAUAAGUAUAUCAAUAACAACGUUUUCAAAUUGAAAUAAGGGAAAACAACAUUUGAGGAAUAAGACGGAUCCCUACUCUACAGGAAUGGCCUGUACCGGGGCCCUCUUACCUAGGGGAAGCAGUUAGGGGAUUGGAGGUUCGAAUCCCUCUCCAUCCGCGAAGUCAUAAGUUAUCCGAGCUCACUACUUCGUUCCUUCGUCCUUCGGGCUCACUACUUCGUUCCUACGCCAGCUUCCUCUGUCCUGGUCUCUACUUCCUCAAUCAUAGCAUUGAUUUCCAACCGUCACAGGGCCGACGACUCCUCCUGACCAUUCCUCGGACCAAGAGGCUUGGACUAUGAGGCCAUUUAGCAAACGAGGCUCUCGAUGUUGUAACUAUCCUUAUUGUUGAACUCAUUGCAUAUGUCCUCCCAAUUUCUUUAACUUGUCAUCCAGGGAGAGGAACGAAGUCACUCGACCGAUAGGGAGAGGAACGAAGUCACUUGAGGAAUGAGUUCGGAGUUGAGCUCGACUUCGUGAAGAGGAAAGGAAGGUAGGGAGUCCUUAUCCACCCUGUCAACUUGUAAACUCUCCAAGUGUUUAUGUGACAAACAAUUACUUUUCAAUUGUCAUAAUAUUAUGUAUAAAAGAUAGAUAGAUUU